GGGGGGACAAGAGAAGAACCAGAAAACAGAAGAAGCCAGACCGCUCCUCUGCCGCGACGUCCGUCCGUCCAGUCAGCGGGAAGAGAAGAGCCACCAUGUCCCGGAGGAAGCAGAGCAAGCCCCGGCAGAUAAAGCGUUCCCUUGGGGAUCUUGGUGGGGACGAGGAAAACACGCCAGACAACCUCAGCCUAUCAGGAGAGGAGGGAGCAGCUUCGGACCCAGAUGAUUCAGCAGAAGGGGACAGCUCCAGCCCCCCGCCAUGCAUGUACAACGAAGAGCCCAGGAAAAAGGACUCUCGAGGAGGCCCCGACGAUAAAGACGAGGAUUCAGAGGAGCAAGGUCCCACACACAGUGGCGGGGAGGAGGAAGAGGAAGGAGAGGAAGAGGAGGAGGUGUUACAGUGGAAUGGUCCAGAUGACCUGGAGUUAAGUGAAGAAGGCGGUGACAGCAGGGUGGUGGCUUGCAGGAACCUCCAUCCAGACACAAUGUGGGGCCCCUACCCAGGAAUCCUCCAAUCAGAAGGCAGCGCAGAUGAUCAAGAGACAGAGACGUCUAGGUUGACUCUGAUGUGCGAAGAUCUGGACUGCUGGAUCGGUCUGCUCCCUCUGACCUCGGACGUCUCAGCUGCCAACUGUACCAUAUACAGCAAAGGUGAGGAGUUGUUCUGUAAAGUGACCAGAGAACUUGGGGCUGGUGACAGGCUCCUGGCUUCCCUGUUACCUCCUCCAGGAUCCUCCUCCUCCCCCCAUCUCUCUCCUCCACUCAGCUUUGUCACCCAGAAACAAGCUGUGGUGAAGGAGGAGUUACUGUACCCGCCGGCACUGCGCUCAGAAAUCCAGCUCCUCCCACAGCAAGCUGGCAUGGCCGCCAUCUUGGCUACUGCUGUGGUCAAUAAGGACAUUUUCCCAUGCAAGGACUGUGGAAUCUGGUACCGAAGUGAGAGGAACCUGCAGGCGCACCUUAUGUACUACUGCGCUAGCCGUCAGAAGCAGCCAGCCGCAGCCUCGUCUCCACCACAAGACAAGCCCAAGGAGUCUUAUCCCAAUGAACGCAUCUGCCCCUUUCCACAGUGCAACAAGAGCUGCCCUAGUGCCAGCUCACUAGAGAUCCACAUGCGCACCCACAGUGGUGAACGUCCAUUUGUCUGUCUCAUCUGUCUGUCAGCCUUUACUACAAAAGCAAACUGUGAGCGCCACCUUAAGGUCCACACGGACACUCUAAACGGGGUGUGUCAUGGCUGCGGCUUUGUCUCCACCACAAGGGACAUCCUCUACAGCCAUCUGGUCACCAGCCACAUGGUUUGCCAGCCUGGAUCUCACAGUGAGGUCUACUCCCCUGGGCCAGGACUUCCAAAGCUGCCCCUUUCAACUGGUCUCAGUCCAGGAGACUCGGGUGUGGUGCUGAAGUGUCAAGUGUGUGGUCACAACUCUGACUCCCCUGCCCAGCUUCAGCAGCAUGUGCGAACUCAUCUAGAGGUUAGGGUCCCAGCUGAAAGGAGUCCCACCCCUCGCCAAAGUACACCAUCAUCAGUUGACCACCCCCAGUUACAGCUGUCUCCCCAGGAAAGGGAGCCCCUAGCCUGUGUCCCUUUGCCAGUCUCAUCCAGCCCCGGUGCAAAUGGCGGCUCAGCCACACCUCGAGACUGCAGUCCUCUUAAUGUCACAACCACUGACCUAAAGAUCAAAGAGGAGCCUCAUUCAGACUCAGAGACUGAAGAGGAGCAAAUGGAGUUAAAGGAGGAUGGGGAGGUAGAGGAGCUUUGUGAAGAGGAGGGAGAUCAAGAAGCAAAAAGGAAGACAAAGGAGGAGCAAAUUACCACAUCGUCCAGUCAGACAUUAACCUCUCCAAAGAGUCCGGCCACCGCAUCUGUGAAGCCAGAACCUACUAGUCCCACCCCUGGUUCUAGCCCUGCACAUUUGGGAUGUACAGGGUCAGUUCUUCCUGGAGGAGCAAUGUUCUUGCCUCAGUACAUGUUUAAUCCUGAGGCAGCCAUUUUGCCUCAGGCCUCGGAGAUACUGGCUAAAAUGUCAGAGAUGGUCCAUAGCCGUCUGAAACAGGGUCAGGCAGUUCCUCAGAACAACCCUGCAGCCUUCUUCCCAUCUGGACCGACUGCACCUACAUCCACAGCCACUCCCCCUCAUAAAGGAGCCACCUGCUUUGAGUGUGAUAUCACCUUCAACAACAUUAACAACUUCUAUGCACAUAAGAGGCUGUACUGCUCCAGUAGACACCAUGGAGAGAGUGCCACCUCAGCUUCAGGCCCUGGACCAACAAGGGAUGCAGCCCCAGCCACAAUGCCUUCCAUUGGGGCACAUGGCUUGUCUGCAUCUCCUCAGGGUGGAGCAGCAAGUAGAGCAGCCUCUGCUUCUCCUACUGACUCGGAACCCUCUGCAGGAAGUGGAGUAACAGAAUCCAGGAAGAUAGUGGAGGUGAAGACUGAAAACCUUGUGGUGAGAGAGGCCAUAUCGUCCUCUUCUGAAGGGGAAGGUGGAGGUGGAAGUGUAGGAGGAGGAGGUGGAGGUGGAGGAGGAAGAGCAAGUGAAGGUAGCCAAAGUCCUGCUAGUGGAUCUGCAGAGGACCAAGAAGACGAUCCCAAUAGAACCUUCUGCGUGGCCUGCAACAUUCGCUUCAGUCGUCAUGAAAACUACACUGUUCACAAACGCUUCUACUGCGCGUCACGCCAUGACCCAUCCAACCAUCGAGCUGUACACAUGGCCAAGGCAACCACCACAGCAACCUUCCUUCCCCAGCCCAUCCGCACACGCAAGAGGAAGAAGAUGUAUGAGAUUCACAUGGCCAGAACUGAAGCCUUAGCCAAUGCCGCAGCUGCUGCUGCUGCAGCCACUGCUGCUGCUUCUGCGCCAUCCCCUUCUGUUUUGGGCUUGGCAGUGAAGCAAGAAGUUUCUCCCAGCGGGGUCGCCAGCUCCAGCUCUGAAGGAGAUGGCCCAAUUGACCUCAGCAAGAGACCCCGUCUGAGAGAGGUUACACGGCACAGUAGUAGCAGUAGCAGUAUUCUCCCUGCCCUGCCUCUUACUGACUACCACAAGUGCACCGCUUGCAGUAUCAGCUUCAACAGCAUUGAGAACUACCUGGCUCAUAAAACCUACUAUUGCCCUGCCACCACCCUCCAGCCCCACACCUUGGAGCAGCUUCAUAAGCUCAAGAGAUCAGCCUCCACCUCUCCCAAAAGCAAGCCUCAGCAGGAGCGGCCCGAGCUUUUGCACCCUAUGGAGGCUAAAGCUCUACCGGCCGAGUGGGUAACUCAGGCUCAAGGCACAUCAUCCAGUUCUCCCCCUUCUGCCUUACCAGCCUCUCAUUCCACAUCUUGUCCAAAUACAACCCCCACACUUGCAGUCAGCCCAGUAGCUGGGGCCAAAGGUGUAUGCGCUGGUUCCUCUCAGGUGGUCUGCCCAUACUGCCCUAACAGGCUCAUCACCAGUGACCUGAUGGAGCACUUCAAGACUACCCACGGUCUGGUUGUGACCAUUCAGCCACCCCAGCCAGGCAUUGCAGUCAGUCGCAGCCCCAGCCUUAGUCCCAGCGAUGGACCUGCUGCAAAAGCCUCCAACACCCCAACCAGCCAGCCCAGACUGGUCUCUCGUGUUCACAGAGACCCCAUCAACGGGCAAACAAGGAGUGAUACAACUUCUCCUGUCUCCCCACCGGUCAACGGCAGCCCUUCAGGUGGGGUUGGGUCACCUUCGGUCUGUUCACCUCUGCCGUUGUCUCCCUCAAGGGCUCCCUCUCUGACUUUAUCACCUGUGCCUGAGGUCCUGAAGGAGGCGGUGGGUUCCUCCCAUCUUCCAGACAAGGCUGUCCCGAUCAUAGCCUCCACGCCCCAGCCUGCCCCAAUCGGCAGCCCUAAAACCACAGUAAUCUCCCCUGUCCUGAACGGUAACUCCCGCUUCUGUCGCCUCUGCAACAUCAAGUUCAGCAGCCUCUCCACAUUCAUUGCUCAUAAAAAAUACUACUGCUCCUCCCACAGUGCCGAACAUGUCAAGUGAGCUGAGCAUUUCACUUUUUCAUCUGUUUCUGAGUGGAGGCUUUUUGUCGCCAAAAUGGCGCUCAGCUGGCAUGGCCAUGAAUGACAAUGAAUGACUGUUACUCACCUGGCAGGGCCUGAUGCCCAACUGCUCCAGAGCAGAAUUUGCAGGUGGUGUUACUAACAUACGUUAACUCAUGUUUCUUCUCUAAUGGGUCAAAGUUUGCAGUACACUAAGAGCUGAGACAGAUGCUACCUACACACACUUGUGUGCCCUUGUUCCCUAGAUCACUAUCUGGCUUCCUUAUCCCAGUCCCCAAUUCAACUUCAUCUACCACUCCCAGGACUCCCAAUAUGUUGCAUCAUGAGGGCAUUAAAACAUUUCUGUCUCUUUUGUGUCAUUGUACAACUGUCAGUACCUAGAUUCUGACUGUUGGAGGCAUUUUGGACUGCUGAUAAUACAGGCUGAUGAGGAUGAUGAUGAGGAUGAUGAUGAGGAUUAUUAUGAUGAAUCUCCAGUCUUCUCCUGAGCUCUUAAUGUUCCAGACCCAAACGGAGGAAUCGUUUCUCUUGUGUGGAAAAGACUUGAUCAUUGUUAAUGUUUUUAUUAUCUGUGCAUAGUGUAUGAUGUCUGAAAAAAAGAAUUCUAUAAUGCUUUUGGUUUCAACACUGGCUCUUUUUUGCUUACUAGAGAAGCUAAAGCGUUUUUUUAGCUGAAAAACAAAUAUGUGGUAUCAAUGUUACUAAUUACUGAAGGAUAAUAUUUCAAAAUGGACAUUUUUUUUCUUCUUUUCUUUCAUAUACACAAAUUUGUAUUUUUUCUUUAAAAUGCAAGGGAGAAAAAAAUGUGAAAUAUUUAUCGUUUAGUCCUCACUGAUUUCAUGUCAACAGAAAACUACCUACCUGGUGUCUGAGAGUACUUGUGUUUUUUAUUUGUAUAUUUUUCAUACUGAUGGAAGGAACUGGGUGUGUUGAAGUGUAUUUUCUAAGUGUAGAUAUAUAAUAUCUUCUUACAGUAAUCACUGAGAUCCCACUGAACUUUAUUACAUUUGCAUUUUGUGAUACAUUGUGUCACAAUUGGUUUAUCUCUUUAUGUAGUCUUUAAUUGAUGGUGAGGUCUGAAAAACCAGCAAUGUUCAUUUUUAUCCCCCCUUGUACCUUGCUGAUGAGCAACAUAAUUAGGUUAGAACAGUUUCCUCACUAACAGCUUUUCACAUGAGAACGUUAAAUGUUAAAUAAAUGUUAUAUUUUUUUGAGAACAUUGUAGCCUUUACAUUUUAGGUUACAAAAUCCAAAUCUUGCUUUAUCCGCCUCCAUGCAAUGCAAAGUAUGACCAUCACGGACACUCCGCUUAACAUUAUUUGUUGCACACUGCCAUUUCAUACAUAUACUAAGGAAUACAACAACAGAAAAAUGCUUUGGUGUCUAAUACACAUCUUAAAGAUGUUCUUUUUCUUUUAAAUUAUUGUGUUUCUGUCCGGCAAUGAAGGGAUAGCUAGGAAUAGUCACAUCUUAGUACCACACCUCACACAGUAGAUAGAGUAAGCAUGUAUGUAAUACCCACUUGAUGUGUGUAAGAGAGAGACUAUGCUUUUCCGCUCUUACGUUAUUGCUCUCUCACUCAUGCACACAUAGGCGGACGCUAUGUUCCCAUGCUGCUGUUGCAGUUGCAAUUCAGUGUUAGUUAGAACUGUGAAAUGCUUUUUUUUCAAUUAAUCAUUAUUAUUUUUAUUAUUAUUAUUAUUAUUAUUAAUAUAAUGCAACGUUACAAAUGUACAGUAAGUCGUUUGGGGCCCUGACUUCAUUUUAGUUGAAUCUGCCAAUAGCCAAGAUUGCAUUCAGAUGCUGAAUUUGUAACAAAUGUAGUUGUUUUCCUCCCCCAAAUUCUAAGAAACGGAACAAGCUGUAAACAUAACAUUGACAUAUCAGCAUAUUAAAGUGUUAUAGUGACUGUGGCAAUGUGAGCUCCUCAUUCAUUGAUCGUUCACCCCAUCU
Messenger RNA from Etheostoma cragini (Arkansas darter), 5977 nucleotides. RefSeq names its product zinc finger protein, FOG family member 1 (gene zfpm1). Gene Ontology annotation, cellular component: nucleus. Bases 96 to 4004 code for a protein of 1302 amino acids. Gene Ontology annotation, molecular function: RNA polymerase II-specific DNA-binding transcription factor binding. The record is from RefSeq and is a predicted model, not a curated record. NCBI's taxonomy places the organism in Eukaryota, Metazoa, Chordata, Actinopteri, Perciformes, Percidae. The transcript is spliced from 9 exons. Gene Ontology annotation, biological process: positive regulation of transcription by RNA polymerase II; erythrocyte differentiation; megakaryocyte differentiation.